GACAGGGCUGGCCCGACAGGACCAGCAGUCAAGCCCAGGGAACCAGAUCCCAAUUCAGCACACCUAACGAGAAGUUCCCCACUGAAUGAGGAGACAGGUCCAGUUAUCAGCGAAGGGGUAGGGGAGGCAGAGACUGUUGGGAUAGGGGAGCAAUCAUUAGGAGACUUGGCGGAGGACAGGCCCGGUGUCGGACAAAGGAAAGCGAAGUCAAGCAAAGGAAAGCGGCUCCCGCAGGUUGGACGGAACCAGAAGUUGCCGUGCAAGUGGGGGCCCAGGCAGCACCAAACUUUGUCCUGGAAGCUUUCAAGGAGAAACUUGGUCUUGCUAAGAUGGUUAGUGAGGAGAGGAAAAGGUUAGAGCUCUUGUCCCGGAUGUUGGUUGAGAGGGUGAGGGAAAUUGUGGGUUUGGUAGGUAUCCGGCACAGCCUCUACUAUAAGAACCAGGACGUGGUCGAGGGGAUUGCGGAGUUUCUGGUGACAGGGGGAACUCCCAGCCUGGAUGCAAAGCUGCAGAGUCUCGGUACCCCGAUCACCCCGCCGCAGGGAACAACCCCUCUAGCAAUGCGGAGUCGCGACACAGGUCCAGAAUUGCAUGACGAGACUUUGAUCGACCCCCUGGAAAAGGGUCCGGAGAUUGCUUCCAAUGAGCGCCAGCGUAUGCAACAAUCGGGAGGAAAGCCUUUCGCCGAGCUUGUUGGAGGAAUUGUGGUCGACCAACUCGGGGAUAUGGAGAAACAGGUUUGUCCUGCCGAGUCGCAAGAGGAGGAGAACCGGAAGCAGAAGCACCCAGAGGUAUCGCUUCAGGGCGAGGAGGACGAAGACUCGGUGGCCACAAGGAGGUUGGAGAGCCUCAUCAGUGUUGCGGAGGCUCGUUCGACGCUCUUCGAGACGUUCAAUGCUAACCAGAAGGGGCUUGUCCACGAUUCCGGGCUGGUUCUCAACAGCCGGGAGCUUGCGGAUAGUCUGUACAAACUUCUCUUGGAAGCAGAACGAGUCCUACUUCCCGCGCUUGCGACCAGAGGCUACAACGCCAUCAAGGGAUUGUCGGCUAUUCUCGAGAGGUACGAGGACUCAAGGUCAACAUCCGGCACCAGCGGAUGAUCGGGGAAAGUCGGCCUUUUGUGUGCGGCGCAGCUAGUUGUUUAUGAGUUCUGUUGCGGGUACCAAACUUCAUUUAUAGGCAUUAUAGGCCGGGCGUAAACAGCCCCAUAGGGGUCGACUUAUCGUGAGUGCGUAGAAGACAACAGAAAGUGUUCAAUGUCGCAGUCUGGGUUGAGAACUACGGAAGUAGCGGCUAGCUGCUGAAAUUAGGCCCGCCCCGCUCUGGCCUGAAAGAGGAAGGCCAGUAUUAGCUCCUCCGUCCGACAUGGCGAUGAAGCAGGAACCAUGGAUCUUGAACCAUGACUCAAGAACAGAUAUUCUGAAAUAGUUGUGCCGCAACUCAAUGAAAUGCAGCACGCGCAUAUACCGUCGA
This is a messenger RNA of Klebsormidium nitens, 1473 nucleotides long. Lineage: Eukaryota; Viridiplantae; Streptophyta; Klebsormidiophyceae; Klebsormidiales; Klebsormidiaceae. The record is from the annotation of a GenBank genome assembly.